Molecule: messenger RNA, 1014 nt
Organism: Anopheles maculipalpis
Lineage: Eukaryota; Metazoa; Arthropoda; Insecta; Diptera; Culicidae
Exons: 2
Coding region: 1-1014 (337 amino acids)
Biological process (GO): regulation of meiotic cell cycle; homologous chromosome pairing at meiosis; gamete generation
Source: RefSeq, a predicted model, not a curated record
AUGUCUUAUUGGAAAACUACAAUGUACAACCAGCGAUCAUGUCCUCAAACUCCGGCACCUCCUAAAAAUGGACCACGAUUUCCCAUGUCAGCAGCAAUACUCGAAACUCCUUCCAUUAUGAGCUCGCUUCGAGAGCCGGAAGAGAAGAACCGCCCUCCAAACAUGGUUGAACCACCUCCCCCCAAGCAGUUCGUCAUGUCGUACCCAUCGAACGUUUCUUUUCGUUCGCCCAAUGAUAGCAUGGCGUUCGCUGACCAUCAAGGCUCAUCUUCUAGACAGAACAUUAACACAACACAAUCGUUAAAUAGUUCAUUUUUGGAUUGUAGCUUCAGUUCAAGCAUCAGCACACCAUCAUCUUCCAUGAAACGGAAAGUUCCACUGGCAAACUCUACUAUCAGUAAUACGAACAGUAGUAGAAAAUCCGUGAGCUUCUCCUCGAAAAUGUCAGUAACAUCAGGAUUAAAAAGCUUUCACCGUUCCGGAGUUCCUGCUAGUUUGAAUGACUCGCUUCACCUACACACCAGCGGCACUACAGCACACGAAAAACAAAAGCUUCCUACAGAACGUGGGGGUGUUACGAAGUACAUCAAACUUACAUCGGCUAACAUCCCCUCCGACGUUCCUGCCAGUGUACAGGACUCGAAGACCUCGCUUCGCAUCGUUUCCGGCACGAUCGAACACCUGCAAAAGACGAUCCGUGAACAAGGUAGGCUUCCGUUGCUGCUAGAAACCGUUGCGAACGUGGUAAGCAUUAAGCCUGGUACGAGAAUGAAGGAGAAGGUUAUACUUUUACGCCAUCGAAAUCAAGGACCAGUUAUGCAAGGUGUAUACUAUGAGAUUGAUCUCGAUUUGCCCCAUUUAGUGGCGGGUGAUCUGGUGCGUUGUGUCGGACGACUUCAAUCAGUAGGAAGUCGGUUGCAGAUACUGAAAAUCGCUCGAACAACGGAACAGUACAAUCGGGCAAUCUUACGGUUGCAAACGGUCAGUGCCUUCACUACUAAGGUGAGACGCUAG